GUGUUAAGAUUCUGAAACAAGAGCAAGGGGUUGACGUAGCUGUCAAUCCAGGAUUAGAUAAAAUUCAGGAGACUCUUCGUUUUCCGUUAGUCCAGCUCCAGCCUCGGUCUCUCGUUGGCAAAGGCACAAAUGAAAUGAGAAUAUGGCAGUCCUUCUCUCCACUGCAGGCCAACAACCUUCUUCAACUCUGUUGCGAUUCCGGAUCACUCGCCCAAUGCAAGCAAGUGCAUCAGCGGAUCGUCCAGCACGGCCUCCACGUCGAUCCAUUUGUCGCCACCAAGUUGACGCAGUCAUAUGCGGAUUUGGACGAUUUCGCAUCGGCCAAGAAGCUCUUCCGCAAGUUGUUGCGACCCAAUGUGUUUGCUUGGACUGCCAUUCUGGCUUACUGUUCGAGGAAUGGGAUGUUCGGAGAUUGUUUGGGCACUUACUGCGAAAUGAAACUCAAGGGUGUUGUGCCUGACGGCUAUGUGUUUCCAAAGAUCUUGAGGGCUUGCGCUCAAUUGGGAUGCUCGGAGGUGGGUGCAUUCGUGCACAAAGAUGUGAUUGUGUGCGCAUGUGAAUCGAAUGUGCAGGUUUGCAAUUCCUUGAUCGACAUGUACGGCAAAUGUGGGGAUGUCGAGUGCGCGAGGCAGGUGUUCGAUCAAAUGUGUGGCAGGGAUUUGCUGUCGUGGAAUUCCAUGAUUUCGGGGUAUAUUUGGAAUGGGUUGCAUAGUUCGGCCGUUGAGUUGCUUCCAGUCAUGAGAUUGGAUGGUCUAGGCCCUGAUAUUGUGACUUGGAAUUUGGUGAUGGAUGCUUAUUGCCAGAUGGGGCUUUUUGAUGAGGCUAGGAAUGUAUUGAGACAAAUCAAAGAGCCUAACAUCAUUUCAUGGACCACUUUGAUUUCGGGUUAUACAAAGAUUGGUAAGCAUAAGACCUCCCUGGAGGUUUUUCUGGAUAUGGUAAACACGGGCAAGGUUUACCCUGACGUCAGGACUCUGUCAAGUGCUCUAACAUCGUGCCGUCAUAUCGGGGCUCUUGUAAUUGGUAAGGAAAUUCACGCCCAUGGGAUCAAAACAGAAUCGAGGAGUUUAUUUUACAACUCAGCCGGCGCUGCCCUGUUGACAAUGUAUGCAAAAUGCGGGAAAAUCCAAGAGGCAAGGAGCGUAUUUAAACAGAUGGACAAAUCCGAUUUCGUCACUUGGAAUGCAAUGAUUCUCGGUUUUGUUGACCUGGGAUAUGGAAACUCAGCAAUUGAUUGUUUCAUCGAGAUGCUAAACCUGGGAAUCGCAUUCGAUCAAAUAACUCUAUCUACUCUUCUGCCAGUGUGUGACUUAACCAUGGGAAAGCAGAUUCAUGCCUACAUCCAGAAAAACAGGUCUCUCUCUGGUGUAAUUGUGUGGAAUGCACUUAUACACAUGUACUCCAAACGGGGAUGCAUCCAAUCCGCUACUUCUAUCUUUUCGAACAUGGGGACCAAAGACCUUAUUUCUUGGAACUCACUUAUUGGAGGUUUUGGUAUGCACGGGCAUGGUGAAGCUGCUCUCCAGCUGUUGCAAGAGAUGAAAGUUUCUGGCUUUCUGCCCAAUUCUGUGACGUUUACUUCUGCACUGUCUGCUUGCAGUCACUCGGGCCUUGUAAAUGAGGGGCUUCGACUUUUCAACAGCAUGCCGAGCUUCGGCCUCACUCCCACAUUGGAGCAUUUUGCUUGUGUUGUUGAUAUGCUAGCACGUGCUGGGCAGCUUGAGGACGCUGUGGAGCUUAUUAGGAAAAUGCCUUCUCUUCCUGACAAGCGUACUUGGGGGGCUUUACUUGCGGCUUGUCAAGCUUAUCACAAUGUUGAUGUUGCUUGCCUGGCCGCAGAAGCAUUGAUCCGCUUGGAACCUGACCAUGCUGGACAUUAUGUUACGUUGGCAAAUAUAUAUGCGAAAGCAGGCAGAUGGCAUGAUGCUGUAAGAGUGAGGAAGGUGAUGGAAGGACAAAAAUUGGUCAAGCCAUUUGGAUAUAGUUGGGUUGAAGGUGAAGAUCAACGAGAUGAUGGGCGGAGUGACAGACGAAGUGACUUGUCUUGUGCAUUAUAAUUUUCUUCCCUGUGAGGUGGUUGGUGUGUGUCCUCUGGGAUCUAAAUCAGCAUGUACUCUGCCACUUUUUUGGAGAAGGUUGGACAACAGACAUGUUUUGCAAUCGCACUGUCGAUCGGAUACGUGUUGGAGCGACAAUGGUUGAAACAAUUUAUUUUUCCAGAAGGGAAAGCCAUAAAUGGCCUAGAGGGAUUUCAUUGGAUACCAUGUUAAGAGAAGGGACAUAUGUUGGACUUGCAAUCGGACGGUACUCUGGAAAGAGGCGACCUGUCUUGUAACGGAUGCCACAAGCAUUGCAGAGAGUUUUGGGCCCAUUGGGCCCCACCCUCCACAUUGGGGACCCGGUUGCUGCGCAAUGCACACAUCUUCUUGGUUGAUCCGGCUGCUGCAGAGACUGAUCCUCCUCCUUUCUUCUCCUUUUGGCAGGGUCCCAUGGCUUUUCAUGGAGAGGAGAUUCUGCUCAUGAUUUAAGAGCGAGUGUUUAGAGUUGAAAGCAGCAGAGGAUUGAAGUUGGUGAAGGGAUAGUGACUCUAAGAUUACAACUAGACCCUAUUGUUUACCACGAGGGCGUUUCUCUGGGUAAGAGAGGCUGGAGGUGUUGGCUGCCAAGAUUUCAGGUGUGUUAAAGCUUCUGUUGAUCUCCAGGACUGAGACCGGACUUGGAGACUUGAUUAGCGUGGCUUGUUGACCACCUGGAGUAUUAUCCUCAACUUGGCUUGGCAGAACUUGUGGUAUACGUCUUUGCUUGACCUGGACACGAAAUCAGAUUUCAAGAAAAGAAGGGCGAGAGCCUCCACUGGGGUUCGAUGAUUAAUCGAAUGAGCAUAGGGAUCUCAUGAUGAACAACAGAGAAUGAUGACGUGACAAUCACACUUCCAGGCAGUCCUUGGAGUGUCCAAGGAGGGUAGGAUAUUUACCCUAUGUGAAAAGCCAUACAGCAAGUUCAUCCAUUUAGUGAUCUUUUUCCCCAACAAUUAACAUUUCUAUCCUAGAAGCAACUCCAGUGACAGGCAGCUAAAGUGGUCGUGAAACUAUUGCUUCCGUGGCAAUUAAAUCCUUUGCAACGAUGCAGACUGUGUCUAUUGAAACAAAUACAGCUUGUUGCAUGUAUUGUUAUUUUCUUUUUCAAUUGACUGUUGAUUAUGUCAUGUUCACUUUGGCACUGCA
Messenger RNA from Rhodamnia argentea, 3224 nucleotides. Its product is annotated as pentatricopeptide repeat-containing protein DOT4, chloroplastic-like. Lineage: Eukaryota; Viridiplantae; Streptophyta; Magnoliopsida; Myrtales; Myrtaceae. Gene Ontology annotation, biological process: RNA modification. Gene Ontology annotation, molecular function: RNA binding; protein binding. The record is from RefSeq and is a predicted model, not a curated record. The coding region runs from base 135 to 2057 and encodes 640 amino acids. The transcript is spliced from 3 exons.